AAAGGUUGCAAGGUCCGCGCGGCGGGCGUAGUCUCACAAAGACAGUGUGUUGAACGCACCGCGAUUUUGCACCGCGGUGUUUCAUUUGUGCGAUAAACAUUACUGUCUUCAAUCUUAUUUAUACUUGCGCUAAUUACCGAAACGCUGUGAUUAAUUUGCAACAGAAAGGUCUUGCAUUAGCUGAUUGAACAAAAACUUUGAAGUCAUGAAUCCCGGAGACUUUAAAGACUUCGCGAAAGCGAUGACUGACUACAUCACAGAGUAUCUGGAAAACAUUAGAGAUAGACAAGUAGUGCCGUCAGUGAAGCCAGGGUACCUACGUCCCCUAGUCCCUGAGCAGGCGCCCCAGCAAGCUGAGCCCUGGACAGCAGUGAUGGCGGAUAUCGAAAGGGUGGUCAUGUCUGGCGUCACCCACUGGCAAUCACCUCGUUUCCACGCCUAUUUCCCGACGGCCAACUCUUACCCUUCUAUUGUGGCGGAUAUGUUGAGCGGCGCUAUUGCUUGUAUCGGUUUCACCUGGAUUGCAAGCCCAGCAUGUACGGAACUUGAAGUUGUUAUGUUAGACUGGCUCGGUCAAAUGUUGGGUCUUCCGGACCAGUUCUUAGCACGUUCUGGCGGAGAAGGUGGCGGUGUCAUCCAAGGCACUGCAAGUGAAGCCACGUUUGUAGCUCUCCUUGGUGCCAAAUCUCGUAUGAUGCACAGAGUCAAAGAACAACACCCCGAGUGGACUGAGACAGACAUUCUCGGCAAGCUUGUAGGCUACUGCAAUCAACAGGCCCAUUCGUCAGUAGAGCGGGCUGGACUUCUUGGUGGGGUAAAACUUAGAUCAUUGAAACCGGAUUCUAAGAGACGCCUUCGCGGGGACACUCUGCGUGAAGCAAUCGACGAGGACAUUCGCAAUGGACUUAUUCCCUUCUAUGUAGUCGCCACAUUAGGUACCACUUCUUCGUGUGCCUUUGACGCAUUAGAUGAAAUUGGAGAUGUUUGUAAUGCAAGCGAUAUAUGGUUGCAUGUGGACGCGGCCUAUGCUGGCUCUGCGUUUAUUUGUCCCGAAUACCGUCACUUUAUGAAAGGGGUUGAAAAGGCUGAUUCUUUCAAUUUCAACCCACAUAAAUGGAUGCUUGUCAAUUUCGAUUGCUCAGCUAUGUGGUUGAAACAACCGCGAUGGAUUGUUGACGCGUUCAAUGUGGACCCUCUGUACUUGAAGCACGAACAGCAGGGAUCGGCACCAGACUACCGUCACUGGCAAAUUCCUUUAGGACGACGAUUCAGGUCACUUAAACUGUGGUUCGUUUUGAGGCUGUAUGGCGUAGAAAAUCUUCAAAAAUACAUUAGAAAACAAAUUGGAUUUGCUCACCUGUUCGAAAGGCUUUUAACUUCGGAUGAAAGAUUUGAGCUAUUUGAAGAGGUGACUAUGGGGCUUGUAUGUUUUAGGCUCAAAGGAUCUAAUGAAAUCAAUGAAGAAUUAUUGAGACGCAUAAAUGGCCGCGGAAAAAUCCAUUUAGUGCCCUCUAAAGUCGAUGACGUAUACUUCCUUAGAUUAGCAAUCUGUUCACGGUUCACUGAAGAAAGUGACAUGCAUGUAUCUUGGGAAGAAAUAAAAGCAUCGGCUGAUGAUGUUCUUAAAAAGUAAGGGAGCGGUGUUGAUCAAAAUGAUCUGUUCAACAACGCGUAGGACCAAAAAUAUACUAACCUAUAUUAAACAAAAUAUAUUCCGUGAUGUAGGCCUUUAGAUCUUAUAUUGUUACCAGAUGUUGUUUAUAGAUAAUUGUAUUUAAUAGCUUGAUUAAUCACAAUAAUUUAAAGUUUCAACUAUAUUUAUUUAUUAUUAGAUUAUAAAUGUAUGUUAUGUAAUGUGGUAAUGAAUAGAGACGCUUCGAUUCGUAGCUAUGUAGUUGAAUGCUUGAUUAGAAGUGCCGUAUCUAUAGUCACAACGCUGGACUAUGUGCUAUAAUGUAGUAUCGUGAACAAUAUUAUAAUUAUAAAUAGAGAAUGUUUUAUUCCUAGUCUUGUAUACUCUGUGACAUGGAAUUAGGCAUCCAAUAUUUAAUUAUUUAUUACCUAUUAAUUAUUACCUAUUGGCCUUGUAAUAAAUUACACAUAUAUUAUCGGAGAUUCUUAAUAAUAUUAUGUAGGUAUUACUUAAUGUGGUAAUAUUAAAUGUAAGUUAAAAAAUGAAUUUAAUUUUCUUGCGAGUUAUCAGCAUUCAUUGUAGGAACCUCGGAAAAUUCUUAAUGUGGGUCAUGGAGAAUCCAGUUCCGAUAAUAUUAUCUGAUCUUAAUAUGGCCGCUUAGAUAAACGCGGAGGGAAUUGUACCUAUAUAGUUAUACUUAAUUUUAAAUACCCUACUAUGAGAGAACGUAUGUACUUGUACGUUACCCUCUUUGCUGUGUAGACAAAUUUUUUUUUAUGGAAAAUCAUUCCAGUAAAAAUAUUAUACUACUACUACGUACUGUGCGUAUUUCAAUUUAAAAUAUAGCUUAUCGACGCGUGUAAAGAAAAUGUAAGUAAGUAAUUAUACUUGCUCACAGUUUUAUAAGUACCUACUUAAGACCUUAUAACCUACUUAGGUCGGUAUACAUUGAUACAAUAAAUGUUGACAAUAUCAUUAUCUACAAACGUAGGUACUUUCUUUUAAGAAGUACCUAAAUACUAGAGUGACAAUAAAUACCUAUCGAGUAACGAGCAUUAAACUAUAUUUGUAAAUAUAUACCUACCUAUUUUUAUGUUUGUUACGUACAUUUAUCGUGUUAAGGCUUAAUUUGUAAGUGUGUAUUUUUUGUAUUUUUUUUAAACUAUUAUUGUUGAAUAUUAUUUUGUUAGGUACAUAGAUUUAUGCCCUUUUUUACUAUUUUUUCCAUAUCUACACAUCUAGGAAUUUCUAGACAUAUUUCAAAUACCUAUACCGAAAAACGAAGUGGAAGCAAUAGUACACAAAGAUUGAUUGUUGAAAUCGGGCAUUAGUCCUCCUUCAGCACUAGCAUCUAACUAAAUGAUGUGUGUACCUACUACUAUCGAUGAAUGUAAUGCGUUAUUGUAAUAGGUAUAUUAUGAGUCUAAAACAAAUAAAUGCUUUUAAAAAGUAGA
Molecule: messenger RNA, 3087 nt
Organism: Manduca sexta (tobacco hornworm)
Lineage: Eukaryota; Metazoa; Arthropoda; Insecta; Lepidoptera; Sphingidae
Product: aromatic-L-amino-acid decarboxylase-like
Exons: 6
Coding region: 206-1633 (475 amino acids)
Biological process (GO): amino acid metabolic process; catecholamine metabolic process; serotonin biosynthetic process
Molecular function (GO): aromatic-L-amino-acid decarboxylase activity; pyridoxal phosphate binding
Source: RefSeq, a predicted model, not a curated record